UUGAAAUCGAAUGAACGCGCCUAGAAUUUGUUUAAAAUAUUUGCGCACUCGUUGUUCACAUUAUCUAUAUGUUUGUCAAUUAUUCGCGAGUAAUUAAUUUGUUUCUGAGUGUUUUUCAAUCGUACAAGUUCUUUUUGCAGAGAGGCGUUAUGUGUGUUUUAUCGAUUUGAAUGAAGAAUAAAUUAUGAGUGCUUUUGAGGUAAAACUAACUCCAACUCGUGGUCAACCAAAGCGACGUAGUGAGUCUCGAGAACCAACACUAGUUUUACUUGGUCCCUUUACACCGAAAGCAACAGUUAUUUUCGAAGGUGUUCCGGUGGGUAAAACCGCUCGGCGACAGCUGUUUGUUAAGAACCCUUACGAUGGAACAAUUAAAGUAUUAGUUACAAAACUUCCCAAACCGGAGAUUAACCUCGCCCUCGAAUGGACAUCAACAGAAAUAUGUUCUGGAGAAGAGCGCCUACUAGAAUUAGUAUGGAAUCCUAAUAAAGCUUUUGCCAAGACGGAAAUUCUUCAACUAAGCGAUAAUUGUGGCAACAAGAAAGAUAUCGUGCUUAUUUUCAAAGCCGUGGAAACUAGAAAAACCGUCAAAACAUCGAAACAAGCCUCCAUUAUCCCGAAAAAGCUAAAGCUUAAAUCGCCUUCUCCUCCAAAAACAAUAGUGAAGAGAAGUGUUUUAAUGAAAACGCGUGGGUCUCCAAUUAAGAUAUCCUAUCAGUCACCAUCGCCAAUUCAGUCAUUACCAAAAGUUCGACCUUUAAAUCCAAGCAAUGCUUCUAACUUAUUCAGUUCCAGCAUAUUUGAUUUUUCUAUAGCUUCUGGGGAGCGCGUUGAAUAUAAUAAAAAAGUGAAUAAGGAAAAUGUCAGUCCUGGGACACCAGAAAAUGCAUCGAAAGUUUUCAACAGUAUUAAGUUUACACCUUCCGAUAAUACGAAUAUCUCUUAUCUUGCGGAUUUGCCCACACCGGUGAACUUCUCAAAACUAGCAAGAAAACGAAUAAGUCUCUCUCCAAUUUCCAAUCAGUACUGUUAUGAGCAUGACAUCUCACAACAAUUAAUUCCAUCUGAACAAAGUGUUUUGGCUUUGAAAGAGACUCCUAAGUCAGUUAAUAGAUUGGAUCGAAUUGGAACUAUCAACGAAAAAUUUACAUUAACGCCACAAACACAACAGAACAUUCUCCACGAAAAGAAAGAUUUUGAUCCAAAUUGCUUUUCAACCAUAACAAAGGAUAUAAAACUGAAGGCAGCAGAAAUUCAUGAAGAUGUUUAUAGUGAUAUAAACAGGCAAUUGAAUUUCUCUUAUGAAUUUGAAUUCAACGAAAUGAAAGAUUCGCCAAAAUCAGCGUCCGUGAAGGCAGAAACCUUACUUUCAGCGAACGAUAACUCUCCUUGCAACGAAAUACAGUUGGUGUUCCUUAAUAGUUUGGAUGCAGCCUUAGACGAACAGCCAAAAGUACUGAACAAAACUCAAACUGUCUCAUUAUACGACUCGCACCCGCAACUUUCAAUGAUAGCUGAAGAAAGCUCUCGAGACUUGGGAAUAACUUAUCAUACCAACGCAGCCGUUGAACAUGAACCAGAGGAAUUGAAAAUUCAUCAAAAAACAUUUCACAUCACUAGUAUGAUUAAAUCAAGUUCGGAUGAUAACAUUAUAAAAAAUCUUACAAUGGAUAUUAAAAACUCCACCGUUCAAGGUUCCAUGCCCAAUCUAAACGGCGAGGAAGAUGAAGAAGCGCGCAUGUUUGUUGAACACGAGAUUCGCGCCCAAUCCAGUCGUUUCAAUUUGCAUGAAAUUGAUCAAACCACAGACGAGCUGAAAUCAUCAAAAUGCAAACGACAGUUGAACAGUGAAAAGGAUGAAGCGCUGUCGAUGCUAAUUUCACCUCCCAAAAAAAGUAAGCUCACACCGCCACCUUCCCUGGCUGCGCUUCCGACAAUCUCAAGUUCUUGGACUGGCCCGAAAAUUCCUACAAAAAGUCGUUCAAUAAAUCAAAAAGAACGAACCAGUUUUCAGAUACCAAAAAGCGUUUUGCCACGUAAUCUUUCUCUUAAGCGGACACCAACGACACUAACAGUAUCUAAAAAAUUUAAUGCUGAAGAAAAACGAGUCUUUUUAUAUGAUUCGGACCAUCAUCUCAAAACGCUUAUCAACCCAGAUCCUUUCGCAGCAACCACCACAUGCGAUCCGUUUCUAACCGCCACCAUGUAUCUAGACGAACGAUGUUUCGAAAAAUACGAACGACAAUUGAAGAAAUGGCUCAACGCUUUAGUCACCAUUCCGGCCGAUUUAGAUACUGAGCCAAGCAAGCCGGUGGACGUUGGGAAACUGUUCGACGAAGUCAAAUGCAAAGAACUAACGUUAGCUCCAACGAAAGAACUAAUAUCUUCUAACUACUACAAAAAUCGUUUGAAUCAGUUGAGAAACUCUGGAAUCUCGUUAUACUUCAGUGAGCAAGUGGCGGCCCCACUGCGGAAAAUUCGAUCCGCAAUUGAGAAGAAAUCUAUGGUACUACGAACAGAUCGAGAUUUACAUUUAGAUUUGGUUCUUCAAAGAAACAUCCUCGAACUGCUGCUAUGCUUCAACCCCCUGUGGUUGAGAUUAGGAUUGGAGGUCACGUUUGGCGAGCAAAUUGAACUUCAGUCGAAUCGAGAUGUUGUUGGAUUGAGUACAUUUAUCAUUAAUAGGCUGUUUCGUGAUCGUUAUCUCGAAGCCAAAAAUUCGCGAGCUUACAACUUAUCUGCUUCUUAUUCAGAUCACAUGAAAAAGUUCACUUUUCGCAUGUUCCUGUUUUUACUGUUUUUCCUGGACACCGCGAAAUCACAACGGCUGAUUAAGCACAAUCCUUGCUUGUUUGUUAGAACUGCGCCUUAUAAGGAAACUCGAGAGAUUCUAAUUCGAUUUUCGUCACAUCUAAUUGCUGGCAUCGGAGAUAUUACAAAACAUUUGAAACGAUUUGGGUAUGUUUUGACUCAUAAGCAAACAUUUUUGGAUGAGUUUGAUUAUGCGUUCGAAAAUCUUGCUGUUGAUCUUCGGGAUGGUAUUCGUCUGACUCGAGUUAUGGAGAUCAUACUGCUAAAAGAUGAUUUGACACAAAGUUUGAGAGUGCCAUCCAUUUCGCGACUGCAGAAGAUUCACAACGUAAACUUAGCAUUGAAAGCACUAGAAGAAGCGGAUUAUCAAAUCGCAGGAGACAUCACUGCGAAAGAUAUUUGCGACGGCCAUAGAGAGAAAACACUCUCGUUAUUGUGGCAGAUCGUAUACAAGUUCCGAUCUCCAAAAUUCAAGGCUGCCGCCAAUGUGAUAAGGGCUUGGUGGAGGAACAAUUGGCUAAAAGUGGUGAUUGGACGGAGAAUUGUAGAAAAGAAACAGAAACGAAUGGAAGCGGCUACGACCAAAAUACAAGCUUUCUACCGAGCCUACCGCGCAAGGCAACAUUUCAAGAAUAUGCGACUCGAAAAGUUGCGAGCUGUCGUAGUUAUGCAGAAGUAUACUCGAAGGUUUUUGGCACAGAAACAUGCUGCCUUGCAGUACUCAUCAAUUCUGCGUAUCCAACGUUGGUGGCGAUUAAUGCAAUAUACAAAAUCGGUACGUGAGCGAUUUUUGCUGCAACGAAAAAGUGCCAUUCUCAUCCAGACCAGUUUUCGUAGACAUUUGCUUGCAAAACGACUGUUGGCUGCAUCAGAUAUCAUUUACCAAAUUCAAGUGGAAGCUCGACUGAGGCACGAGAAAGCUAUCAUUAUCCAGCGGGCGAUGAAAUCGUACACCACCCACAAGAAGUUACAGUCGAUCGUGAUGGGAAUGGUUGCAUUCAAUAGACGCAAGGCGCUCAAAUAUCGUGCAGCUUCCAGAAUUCAAGCACUAGUUAGAAUGCGCAAAGUACGCCUGGAGUACCAGCGUUUGCGGAAUGCUGCUAUCACUAUUCAGCGUCGAUGGAGGGAAACUUUAUUAGCAAGAAAUGAUAGACUAGCCUUCUUGAAAAUGAGAAGAAGUGCAAUCACAAUUCAGAUGGCAGUCAAAGGUUACUUUCUUAUGAAACAAGACAUGGCGAGUUACGAAGAAAUACGAAAGAAAAUAACAUUCAUUCAAAGAAAGUUCAGAGCCAAGUCUGAAAUGAUGAGACAGCAAACUAACUACAUUCGAUUGAAACAAGCAACUCUAGUGAUACAGCAACGAUAUAGAGCUCUAAUUGAAAUGAGAUGCAUUAAGAAUGAUUUUUUGCGGAUAAAAUGGGCAACAGUAGUCUUACAACAAAGGUACCGCGCUCAACGAGCGAUGCAGUCCACAAGAGAGCAAUUCAUCAGUUUGAAACAUGCUACUGUAACCAUUCAACAGCAUUUCCGAGCACUCAUUGCCAUGAAACAGUGUUACCGCAAUUAUGAACGAAUUAAAUCUGCUUGCAUCACCAUCCAGCAGCGUUGGCGUGCAACAAUAGCAAUGAGACAGCAAAGGAUCAAGUUUCUUGCUGUACAAUAUUACACUAUUUAUAUUCAAAGACAAUUUCGAGCCAAUAUCACUGCUAGGAAUCAACGCAAAGGAUACCUAAAAUUGAAAUCAGCUGCAAUAUGUAUACAAAAAAGAUUCCGAGCUACGUUGCUUACUCGUGAAAUACAGAAUCACUACCGAACGCUACGUAAAGCGGCAAUUCAUAUACAGAGAUAUUGGAGAAAUCAUCUGAUGAAACGAAGAACUAGAGAAAACUAUUUGGCUAAGCGUACGGCUGCCAUUAAAAUUCAAAACUGUUUCCGAGGGUAUGUGUUAACCAAACAAACUCGCAACAGUUUUGUUAACCUGCGAUUGGCGGUAACUCUUAUACAACAAAAAUAUCGUGCAACACUGCGUAUGCAGGAGCAGAAACGAUCCUUCCAAACUCUGGUCAAGGCUGCUCUUGUGUUUCAAAGGCAAUAUAGAGCCAUUCUAAUAGCUCGCAAGCAAAAAGCUGAUUACGUAAGGUUAAGGGAAGCCACCAUCUGCAUCCAACGACACUGGAGGGCGUUUGUUUCGAUGAGAAAAUGUCAUGAAGAAUACAAAACGCUUAGAAAAUCUGUUGUUAACAUUCAGAUCCAGUACCGCGCAAUAAAAUCGAUGAAAAUAGUGCGAUUGGAGUACCAGCGAACACGUGCAGCAGCUGUCCUUGUUCAGCAGAAAUAUCGAGCCAAACGUGAAAUGGAACGUGUCUGUGGACAGUAUUUAAAUUUAAAAAGUGCCACAAUCGUUAUUCAACAGUAUUUUCGCGGGUAUUUAGAAAUGAAACUACAUAGAGCUUCUUUCGUCCAAACAAAAUUAGCAACAUAUUGUUUACAACAACGAUUCAGAGCCCUCAAGGCAAUGAAAACGCAGAGAAGGCAGUAUCUACAUCUGAAAUCUUCUGCGUGUACAAUUCAGCGUUGGUUCCGGUCCUACCUAGUAAUGAAACAUUGUCGUACAGAGUUUGUACGUCUCAAAAACGCAUGCAUCGUUAUUCAAACGAGAUAUCGGGCAAAAAUAGCUAUGACCAUUGAAUCUCAUCAAUACGAAAGAUUACGAUUUUCUGCUUUAAAGAUACAACAACGUUGGCGUGCAGUUUUGAACAUGAGACAUCAAUGCAGUGAAUAUCAAAGAAUUUUAAAAGCUGUUUGUAAAAUUCAAACGUUCUAUCGAGCUUACAGGCUACGGCUUUUGGAUCAAUGCAAUUAUCGAAUCUACCGAUCUGCUGUUAUUGUCGUGCAACGUCAGUACCGUGCAAAUAUUCAAAUGCGUUCCGAACGAUCACGUUUCCUGCUUCUGAAAACAACUACACUACGACUGCAAUGCCGAAUUCGAGGUUUCCUCGCCCGUCAGGCAUUCCAAGCGAAACUAACACCUGAAUAUUUGAAUCACCGCCAGCAGGAACUUGCGGCUAGACGGAUACAGACUUACUGGCGAGGAUACUGUCAUCGCAAACGCUAUCAAACGCCACUGAUGCGCGAUAUAGCCCAUCGAAUGAUUGCUAGUCGACGGGAGGCGAUUCGUGAUCCAUCUAAUCGAGUAACCAAUAUCUUGCGGUCCUGUAUGAAGUUUAUGAAAACGCGAUUCGCGGUACAUGAGGCAAUCAAGGUUUUGCUGAGAAUCGAACAUAUCUCACGGCUAGUGCCACAUUUACUCACUAACGAUUCUAUUUUCCUGGCUAGUUUUUGCUACAUGACGAUGGCACAGGCAAUUCGAUCGGAAUUGGAUAAACAGCUAAUAGAGAUUUGUGCUCGAAUCAUUCUAAACAUGGCCCGAUUUGAGGGAACCAAGGAGGAAGCUUUUCAGGAAAACGGUUUAAUUACUGUAUCGCAAAUGCUUCUCCGCUGGUGUGAUAAAGAGUGUGGUAUCUUCAAUACCUUGUGUACACUAUUGUGGGUUCUAUCCCAUGACGCGCACAAGAAGAAUGCCAUCCGAAGCUACAUGAUUUCGCGAGAGGCUAUUUUUAUGCUGCGUGAAACUAGGAAACUUGUCCAACGUAAAGAAAAUAUGCGUAAGAACGUCAAGAAACCGGUUGGAUGUCUCGUACCACCAGACCCGAUUUUAUUGCGGAUGGAACCAAUUUUGGCACCUGAUUACGGUGUGAUACGAAGCAAACCGUACGUAUUUUACUCCUCUGUGUUUGCAUUUGAAACUGUCCUGAAUGUGUUGGAUGUAGACAUAUCGUAACCACAAUUUGGGUUUUUAACCCUAUGUAUGUAUCGCAGCCAUUAUUGUUUUACAUAUUAUUUUCGAAGUUAAAUGCAUUUGUUACUAUAAAACGGCAACAAAACGAAGUGUUUCAUGCAAAUAAAUAUGCAUAGUUAUAUUGCCACCGUAAU
Malaya genurostris is the source of this 6804-nucleotide messenger RNA. It is a transcript of the gene asp, whose product is annotated as protein abnormal spindle. Gene Ontology annotation, biological process: mitotic cell cycle; spindle organization; establishment of meiotic spindle localization. NCBI's taxonomy places the organism in Eukaryota, Metazoa, Arthropoda, Insecta, Diptera, Culicidae. Gene Ontology annotation, cellular component: spindle pole. The transcript has 7 exons. The record is from RefSeq and is a predicted model, not a curated record. Gene Ontology annotation, molecular function: protein binding. The coding region runs from base 185 to 6652 and encodes 2155 amino acids.